This is a messenger RNA of Catharus ustulatus (Swainson's thrush), 2498 nucleotides long. RefSeq names its product arylsulfatase A (gene ARSA). Lineage: Eukaryota; Metazoa; Chordata; Aves; Passeriformes; Turdidae. Bases 63 to 1595 code for a protein of 510 amino acids. The transcript has 8 exons. Gene Ontology annotation, molecular function: arylsulfatase activity. The record is from RefSeq and is a predicted model, not a curated record.
GGACACCGGGGACAGCACCGGGACAAACCGGGACAGCACCGGGACAGCACCGGGACAGCGCCAUGGAACCGCAGGGCCGGCACCACCCCUGGGUGCUGCUGCUGCUGCUGCUGCCGCCCGUGCGAGCCGCGGCCGCCGCUCGCCCCAACUUCGUGGUGGUGCUGGCGGACGAUUUGGGGUACGGGGACCUGGGCAGCUACGGGCACCCCUCGUCCGCCACCCCGCACCUGGACCGGCUGGCGGCCCGCGGGCUGCGCUUCACCGACUUCUACAGCAGCGCCGCCGUCUGCAGCCCCUCCCGCGCUGCCCUGCUGACCGGCCGGCUCCAGGUGCGCUCCGGGAUCUAUCCCGGUGUGUUCGACCCGGGCUCCCGGGGGGGGCUCCCGCUCUCCGAGGUCACCGUGGCCGAGGUGCUGAAGGCUCGGGGCUACGCCACGGCCAUGGUUGGCAAGUGGCACCUGGGCUUUGGCCAGAACGGCUCCUUCCUGCCCGUGCACCAGGGCUUCGAUCACUUCCUGGGCGUGCCCUACUCCCACGACCAGGGUCCCUGCCAGAAUCUGACGUGUUUCCCACCCGACACCAAAUGUUUCGGGACGUGUGACCAGGGCGUGGUGCCGCUGCCGCUGCUCUGGAACCAGAGCAUCAUCCAGCAGCCCGUGUCCUUCCCCGACCUCGUGCCCCUCUACAACAAAUUCUCCCGGGAUUUCAUCGCCGACUGCGCCCGCAGGGGCCUCCCCUUCCUGCUCUACUACGCUUCCCAUCACACGCACUACCCGCAGUUUGCCAGCCGGGAAUUCGCGGGGCGCACGCGCCGGGGACCCUUCGGGGACGCGCUGGCCGAGUUCGAUGGCUCCGUGGGACACAUCCUGCAGGCGCUGCAGGACAGCGGGCAGGACAACGCCACCAUGGUGUUUGUCACCUCUGACAACGGCCCCUCCACUCUGCGCAUGGCACGCGGUGGCAGCGCCGGCCACCUCAAGUGUGGCAAGGGCACGACCUACGAGGGCGGCAUGCGGGAGCCCGCCGUGGCGUAUUGGCCGGGCAGGAUCGCUCCAGGAGUGACCCAUGAGCUGGCCAGCACCCUGGACCUGCUGCCCACGCUGAGCGCCCUGGCUGGAGCAGCCCUGCCCAAGGUGGCCCUGGAUGGGUUCGACCUGAGCCCGCUGCUCUUUGGCUCGGGGAAGAGCCCUCGCCAGGCCGUGUUCUUCUACCCCCCGAACCCCGACCCGCUGCACGGCCCCUUCGCCGUCCGCCUGGGCAAGUACAAGGCUCAUUUCUUCACCCAAGGUUCCUUCCACAGCAGCACCACCCCGGACCCGGCGUGCCAGGGGCUAACUCCGCUCACCCCACACUUGCCCCCGCUGCUCUACGACCUGGAGUCGGACCCCGCGGAGAACUACGACCUGCUGGCGGGGCAGGCCAGCCCCGAGCUGCUGCAGGUGCUCAGGGACAUCACCCUGCAGAAGGUGCUGCUGGAGCAGCGCCUGCAAUUCGGGGAGAGCCAGAUCAGGAAGGGCCGGGACCCGGCGCUGCAGCCCUGCUGCGCCCCCAACUGCAGCCCCAAACCUUCCUGCUGCCGCUGCUCCCCGCACUGAGCCCGCAAAACUUCCUGGCCCCCAUCCCAAAUCACCUGGAUCAGCCUUGGAGGUCGGAGGGACCCCUUGGAGUGAUGGGGAGCUGGAGUGAAAUGGGGUCAGGGAGAUCCCAAAUGCGUCAGGAGUGUGAGCAGGGCCCUGUGCUCCGUGUGGGACGUUCCAGGUGAGGCUUUGGGCAGGAUCCUGACCCAUUCCAGGUGGGAUCAAACUCCAGAACCUUCUCCAGAGCCAGGACAGCUCCUGGGAGCUGCGAUCCCGCUGGAGCAGAGGGAAUGUCCCGGAUCCAGGGAUCCCAAUCCUUUGGGAUCUGGGGCAGAGCAGGGACAGUGGGAUGGGGCAGCAGCUGGUGACAGAGGGGACAGCCCUGGGUGGCAGCAGCAGCUCAGGGUGGCACCUCCAGCAGCUCCACAGGGCUUCAGGACUCGCAGCUCCAGCUGUUCCCAUUCCCGUCCCUCAGUGACUUUUCCUGGGACUGGGACCCCUGAGGCUGGGCUGGAGAAGUUUGUCCCUCUCUCCAUCUGCCAUCCCCUCCUCAUCUCCCCCUAAACCAGGCCCAACCCUGCUCAUUCUUCCCAAAUUGUCCCAUCCUUGUUUUUCCCUGAACUGGGCUGAAAAUGUGGAUAAUGGAUGUCCUGAUUUUGGCCACAGGAAUAAUUUUUUCCCAGUAGCUGGGAGUGGGGCAUGUCCAGGACCCCAAACAUUGCCAGGGGCACGGGACUGUCACUUCCAUGGACAAGGACAUUAUUUCCAGUGGGGAUAGAAGUGGGUGUUGUCAGGGGUUCUCUAUGUGAAUCACUGCUUAUUAAUAAUGUCUCAUUAAUUUUUUAUUAAUAUUGAUGCAAAGAAUGGUUUGAUUCCUUAUCUCAUGGCUGUUUCCAGUAAAUUGUUUUUAACCCCAGUAAA